This is a messenger RNA of Dendronephthya gigantea, 1463 nucleotides long. RefSeq lists its product as uncharacterized. Gene Ontology annotation, biological process: G protein-coupled receptor signaling pathway. Bases 142 to 1101 code for a protein of 319 amino acids. The record is from RefSeq and is a predicted model, not a curated record. NCBI's taxonomy places the organism in Eukaryota, Metazoa, Cnidaria, Anthozoa, Malacalcyonacea, Nephtheidae. The transcript has 2 exons. Gene Ontology annotation, cellular component: membrane. Gene Ontology annotation, molecular function: G protein-coupled receptor activity.
GUCUGGCAUCGUGCGAGGCCACAAUUUCUCAUUCGGAAGUUUGAAUAAAAAUUUUGGCGUCAUUUGCUUGUUUGGACACGCGGAUAUACAGUACAGAACAGGAUCGUUCAGUGAGGCAAGCACAACAUAUGAAAUCGAAAGAUGAAUAACAAAUCCCUCAACACAGGAUUAGAAGAGUGCUCCAUUGCUGGCUACCCAUAUUACGUUAUUGAAGAAUUCCCUUCAAAUGAAUAUGUCAUCAGCCAAGUCGUUUCCUCUGUGAUAUGCGCUGUCCUAACCAUACCGGUGAUACUUUUGAAUGGUAUAACCGUCCUCACAAUAUUGAAAAGUAAAAUUUUGGGCAGUAAAAUUUGCCAUUUUCCCGUUCUUAUUCAAUCAAUGGCCGACUUGACUGUCGGAUUCCUUACGCUUCCAUUGUUCACGUUUCUUCAUCUCAGCGAAGUUUACGGUGGGGUAAACUGCAAGUUAAGUUUCGCACUUUCGACAAUCGCAUUCAUACCGUGGGGACUGUCGCUGGCAUCUUUAUGCGCGCUAACCUUCGAGAGAUACAUGGGUGUCUUGCAUCCAAUUGCCCAUCGCAUUUACCUUCGAAAGAAGACAUUUGUGAUGUACACUGUUGGGGUGAUAUUGGUCACAUUUGUCAUCGUGCCAUUAGCUGGAGUAUCAGUGAUAUUUUACUACAUAUUUUGCGGUGCCUAUGCGAUUAUUCCUUUCUUCCUCCACACAUUUUGCUACGCUCGUAUCUUAUGCUCGACAAGGAAAAGAUUGCGACACCCAAGAUACAGCACGAGCAACAGCACAAGCAGCGACCAAAGCGAACAAAAACCUCAGACAGGUCGUACUGCAAGACGGUAUUCCCUGAGAGAGGUAAAGCUGACUAAGUCCUGUGCGCUGGUCGUUGGCACAUUCUACAUCUGCUGCAUUCCCGGCGAGUUUCUCAACAUUUACUAUUUGGAAAAAAGCCUGAUAAUCUAUCGAGUCGUGAUUUCGUGGUAUGUUGCAACUCUCGGAGUUAAUACCAUACUUAACUCGAUCAUCUUCUUUUGGACAAGGCCAAUUUUGAGAAAGGAAGCCUUCAAGGUGUUGAAAAGUAUCUGUUAGGUUACGGCCCAAUUCAAACGUCGAACGAACCUUUAUAAUCCUUAUUAUUUAUAAUUAUAAAGAGAUGUUUCAGAUAAUAGUUUCUGAAGCCCAUUGCAUGGGAAAAUUCAUAAUAACAAGUCAUUUAUAUAACUGCAUAUUUGUGUAAAAUACACAGAAAGACAAUAUCUAUAAUGAAGUAUGUUGCUGCAGUGCUUACUCACAUCGUAUAACCUGGGUAAUGCAUACAGAUUCUCAUAAGAACACACGAAAUCUGACUUGCUGAACACCGAGAUUUUUGUAGGUCGUUUGGGCGAAAAAAUCUUAAAUACUUGGCAUGCAGUUCUUGCUAUUUCGAUGCUUGAAUGGCAUGUAAAAUAUUC